UCUCCAGACGCAGGAGCUACUUAGACAAGGAAAGUGGCGUGGCGCGGACCCGGGGAACCAAAUCGCGGCACACACCACCUCACGCGAUCGGUUUGUUGGAGCUCAACCUCCUCCCUCACCUUGUUACCCCUUCAGACUAAAGGAGGGACGGAACAAUGUUUGGCUUUCACAAACCGAAGAUGUAUCGCAGUUUGGAGGGUUGCUGUAUUUGCAGGGCCAAGUCUUCAAGCUCCCGUUUCACGGACAGCAAGCGAUACGAAAAGGACUUCCAGAACUGUUUUGGUCUGCAUGAAGCUCGCUCAGGAGAUAUCUGCAAUGCUUGUGUGCUUCUGGUGAAAAGGUGGAAAAAACUGCCAGCAGGAUCAAAAAAGAAUUGGAAUCACGUGGUAGAUGCAAGGGCUGGACCGAGCCUUAAAACAACACUGAAGCCAAAGAAGAUGAAACCUCUACCUAGUAACAGGAUGAAGAGCAAUCAAAUCAGCAAACUUCAGAAAGAGUUAAAGCGACACAACUCUGAUGCUCACAGCACUACCUCAAGUGCCUCUCCAGCCCACUCGCCUUGCUAUAGCAACCAGUCUGACGAUGGUUCAGACACUGAGAUGGCACCAGGUUCAAGCCGUACACCUGUCUUCUCCUUCUUGGAUCUUACAUACUGGAAAAGGCAAAAGGUUUGCUGUGGAAUUAUUUACAAAGGCCGCUUUGGAGAAGUCCUUAUAGACACCCAUCUCUUCAAGCCCUGCUGCCGUAAUAAGCAGCCUGCCGCCGAGAAGUCUCCACCGCCGGUUCCUCCAUCCUCCACCAUCCCCAAUCAAGAAGAGUGGUGACUUCCUUAAAGAGAUGCAGAAGGAGACAGAUGCGACCUCUU
Molecule: messenger RNA, 865 nt
Organism: Pseudonaja textilis
Lineage: Eukaryota; Metazoa; Chordata; Lepidosauria; Squamata; Elapidae
Gene: SINHCAF
Product: SIN3-HDAC complex associated factor
Biological process (GO): negative regulation of cell migration
Cellular component (GO): Sin3-type complex
Source: RefSeq, a predicted model, not a curated record